AUGAAUGAAGAGAAGAAGAAGGUGAAGAGAACUCGAAAAACUGUUCCAAGAGAUUCUCCUCAACAACGCAGUUCCAUUUAUAGAGGUGUAACCAGGCAUAGAUGGACUGGAAGGUAUGAAGCUCAUUUAUGGGACAAGAAUUGUUGGAAUGAAUCUCAAAACAAAAAAGGAAGACAAGUAUAUUUAGGGGCAUAUGAUGAAGAAGAAGCAGCUGCACAUGCUUAUGACUUGGCUGCAUUGAAGUAUUGGGGACAACAUACUAUCCUCAAUUUCCAACUUUCAACUUAUGAGAAAGAGCUAAAGGAAAUGGAGGAUCAAUCUAAAGAAGAAUAUAUUGGAUCCUUGAGGAGAAAAAGUAGUGGGUUUUCUCGAGGAGUUUCCAAGUAUAGAGGAGUCGCAAGGCACCAUCACAAUGGAAGGUGGGAAGCAAGAAUUGGGAGGGUGUUCGGAAACAAAUAUCUAUAUCUCGGAACAUACGCCACUCAAGAAGAGGCGGCAAUUGCAUAUGAUGUGGCAGCUGUAGAAUAUCGUGGGUUGAACGCUGUUACGAACUUUGAUCUUAGUCGUUACAUCAAGUCAUUAAGACCCGAUAACCAAAAUGACACGAGCUCCAUUUUUGUUUCAAAAGAAGAAGUUACAACGUCGUCUUGUACUACUAGCGUUGUGGACUCAACAUCGUCGUCGGCUUUAGGGAUCCUUUUGCAAUCCUCAAAGUACAAUGAGAUGCUUGGGGAGAAUUCUUCUUUUACAAACGAUGAAGCAACUCUUAUAGAGUCUGAUUCACGACAGAGUAGCUUUCCCGAUGAUAUACAAACAAUUUUUGAUUGUUUAAACUCCGACAAAUACACCGAGGAGACCGACAAUAUAUUUGGUGACUUGAACUCGUUUGCAUCCCAUAUAUUUCACCAUUAAAUAUAUGCAUAAUUGUUGAAGAAUUUAUAUUUUAUUUUAAUUUUAGGAAAUUUCAAUCUAUUUUCUUCACCAAGUGUAAGGAGAAUAUAACAUU
This is a messenger RNA of Impatiens glandulifera, 1006 nucleotides long. Its product is annotated as AP2-like ethylene-responsive transcription factor At1g16060. Gene Ontology annotation, molecular function: DNA binding; DNA-binding transcription factor activity. The coding region runs from base 1 to 912 and encodes 303 amino acids. Gene Ontology annotation, biological process: regulation of DNA-templated transcription. Lineage: Eukaryota; Viridiplantae; Streptophyta; Magnoliopsida; Ericales; Balsaminaceae. The transcript has 8 exons. The record is from RefSeq and is a predicted model, not a curated record.